Messenger RNA from Punctularia strigosozonata HHB-11173 SS5, 3342 nucleotides. RefSeq lists its product as uncharacterized. The transcript is spliced from 4 exons. The record is from RefSeq and is a predicted model, not a curated record. NCBI's taxonomy places the organism in Eukaryota, Fungi, Basidiomycota, Agaricomycetes, Corticiales, Punctulariaceae. Gene Ontology annotation, molecular function: protein binding. Bases 1 to 3342 code for a protein of 1113 amino acids.
AUGUCUGAGACCUACGCUGGCGGAUUCCAUGCUACAACCAUGCAGUUACAAGCUAACAUCGCCGCAUACCGAGGUCAACUUGAAUGCAUUCAAGAUCACUUGCUCAAUGCAAAUGUGUCAUCAGCUUUAGGGGAUUCCUUACACGAGCUUUUCCUCCAUACUGGCGAGAGUGCCUUAUUAAACGAGGCCAUAGCACUUCAACAAUCUAUAUCGCCGCGCCAAGACUUAGCGAAAGCUGAAGCUCUGGACGCCCUCGCUUCAUCGCUCUACGACAGACAUUGCCAGCUAGGAAGGCGGCAAGACCUUGACGAGGCCAUAGCGUUACAUCGAACAUCGCUGGAUCUCCGAUUGCAAUAUGGGCUCGACGCGAAAUACUGUCUUUACGGCCUCGGGAGGUCCCUUACUACGUUGUCUCGUUAUCAUCCCUUCCACGUCUCCCCACUUGAAGAAGCAAUCAAGUGCCUUCGCCUAGGCUUGUCAUCAUCGCACCCGCCGGACAUGCAGUCCGUCCCUGCACUAAUCGCGCUAUCGGAUGCAUUGAUGCUUCGCUACUGGACCACGGGACGGGCUGAGCUUCUUGAAGAAGCGAUCAUGCUCUCUAGGUCUGCCGUGGCCUUGACCUCGACGGCGAUGUGGACGUUGAACGUCGUCCCAUCUCUUGUAUCUCUUGGUGUUGCCCUCAGAGCUCGGUACACACAUCAGAGUCAGCCAGAGGAUUUCGAAGAGGCCGUCCAGCUGCUGGAUCUAGCUAUCUCAGCAGCACCUCACCCGUCGUAUCCCGAUCAGUGGGCGGCAUUGUGUGCGUUGGCAGAGGUCCUCGUCCUUCAGCGAUACAGGGCGCAGGCGGCAGAGGAUGUUUCGAGAGCAAAACUCCUCGCCCAUCAAGCCGUCACGCUAUGCCCUCCUGGUCAUUUCUAUCGCGUCCGAGCCACGCGGGUCCUUGCAGAAGCGUCGAUGUGCAUGUACCUAGCUGCAGGUUCUGACAUGCUUAUUCACGACGCAGUCGGUCUCUAUCGCGAUACUAUCGCUUCCUCUCCAACGCAGGAUUGUCAGGACUGCUUGCUUGCGACGGCGGGUCUUGGCGCAGCCCUUCAUACCCAAUUCAGGGUCCGGGGGGUGAUGGAUGAUGUGGAUGAAGCUAUCCGUUUGCUCACAUCUUGCAAGGAAACUGGACCUCACACGCAUGCCGAUUAUCACAACUUGCUGCAAAACCUCGCCAAUCUUCACGGGCUACGCUUCAAGGUGAAGGGUGACGUCGCGGACAACGAUACUACUAUUCGCCUACGGAGGGAGGUCCUAGCGGUUUGUCCCGUUCGGGAGAUCCGUCGAACGUUCUACCUGGCCAACUUGGCGCUCACGCUAGAGAGCGCCGCUACUAAGCGAGGCAUGGUGGAAUGCUGGCAGGAAGCUUCUAAGCUUUGUAAAGAGGCCCUGAACUCUGUACCAGAGCAGUCUCGCUACACCCUCGCCAGUCUGAGCUGUGUGCUCAGGGGAGCAUGGGCGGAUGGUGUAGACCCCCAGGGUCUGGAUAUCUCAAUUGACCUGCACGAGAAAAUUCUUGUUACCACUCUCGCCGGUCAUCCCCACCGUGCCGAGCACUUGAUGGAGUACGGCAAUGAUCUUUAUUUGCGGUUUCGUGCGACGUCAGACCAACAAGACUUAGCGAAAAGCAUGUUGGCUUACAGAGAGGCCGUACUAGACGAAGGCUCCGUCAUUCGAUCUCGUUUCGAGGCUUCCGUGCAUUGGAUCAGGCAUGCAGAGGAAGUGCAAUCACCCGAGUUGGUAUCAGAGGCCUACCAGCGGACCGUUGGGCUGUUCCCGCGUAUUGCAUACCUUGCGUUGGAUCCCGAAGAACGUCUGAAAUCGUUGAAAGUCCUGAGGGAAAUACCUGGGCUCGUCCAGAAGGGCGCGCUCCAUUUCCUUGCACAGGGUUUGCCAGAAGCCGCCGUUGAACUUUUGGAGGAUGGACGAGGUGUGUUCUGGACCCAGCUCUCACGAUUGAGAGAUCCACGAGAGGAACUGCCGGUACCAGGCGAGUUAGGAAAACAACUACGUGCAGUUGCAUCGAAGCUUGAGGAGCGAAAAGCUGGCGCAAGCGUUUCUCAAGUUGCUACAAAACGUCGCGAAAUGGCGCAGCAGUUUGAACGACUCGUUCGGGCCGCUCGUGCACACCCUGGUUGCGGAGAAUUCCUCAAACCAUUCUCAUUCGAGAAGCUACGCGUAGCGGCCAUUCACGGUCCCGUCAUCAUUCUAGUUGCGGACAAAAUCAGUGCAGAGGCCAUCGUGAUUCCCUCUUCCACUAGACCAGCGAUGCGAGUGCGUCUCUCCGUUGCCCCAGAAUUGCUUAGGAGCGCUAGCAAAACUAUCAGCAAGUCAGCCAGGGCUUGGAGAGACGCACAUCAACCGCGAGACCUGAACGCUUCGACUUCGGAUUCAAGACUGUCGAUCACAAGACCUACUGUACAUCUGCACGAUCCACUUGAUAGCCUUCUUUCAACUCUAUGGCAUGAGGUCGUCCAUCCGGUGGUCCAGGCUCUUCGUUGGGAGAGGCGACAGGGCCGUGACCGCCCGCGACUUUGGUGGGUACCCACCGGAGUAUUCCUCUUUCUCCCAGUCCACGCCGCGGGAAUUUAUUCGGGCGACUCGCCGGUUUCACUGUCAGAUUUUGCGGUGUCGUCCUACUCUCCGAGCGUUGGCCAGCUCAUCGACGCGCGUAGGCGACCUGUGCAAGUGCAAGCUGCGACCGCAAAGGCGCUCCUCGUUACACAGCCCAAUGCACCAGGUUUAGCUCCGCUUCCUAACACGCUUGUCGAAGUAGAGCAGAUCGCACACGUCAUUCCUUCCUCUGUGCUCGCUGGAAUGAUAACUGCGAGUCCGCUCGGGGUCUCCGAGAUCCUCGCGGCGUGCCCGCAGGCAUCGAUUCUCCACCUCGCGUGUCACGGCGAACAGAACGGUGAUGACGCGCUCGAGAGCGGCUUUAUCCUCCGGGACGGGAAACUGACCAUCUCCGCACUCACUGAACUGAAGCUGCCCGACGCGUUCUUCGCGUUUUUGAGCGCGUGUGAGAGCGCCAAGGGUGAUACACAGCAGCCGGACGAAGUGAUCAGCCUUUCUGCGGCCAUGAUGUUCGCCGGCUUCAAAUCCGUGAUCGGCACGAUGUGGUCCAUGAACGACGCGGAUGGGCCGUUGGUUGCUAGACACGUCUACAGUGCACUCUUCAAUGGAUCGGACGCGCUCCAGCCUGAUGUUAUCCCAUACGCACUCGACGCCGCGAGCCAGGAACUGAGGGAAUCUGGCGCUCGUCCUAGCAGGUGGGCGACGUAUAUACAUAUGGGGAUAUGA